This is a messenger RNA of Camellia sinensis, 548 nucleotides long. The record is from RefSeq and is a predicted model, not a curated record. Lineage: Eukaryota; Viridiplantae; Streptophyta; Magnoliopsida; Ericales; Theaceae.
AUGAAGGAAAGUGAUUGCCCUCAGUCCUUGCAAUUUUGGGAGCUUUCAUUUGUGGUGCUGACUGGAAAAGGUUGAAAGCUGUGAUCAAGUUCAGGAAGUAGAUGGGUAAGAUCAUGUGGUUGUGUGUACUUGUGUUAAUGGGUCUGUGCAACACUGUUGUGUCAAAAUCACUCAUCAAGUCUCUACCUGGCUUUCCUGGUAAGCUUCCCUUCAAACUUGAAACUGGAUACAUUGGUGUAGGAGAAUUAGAAGAUGUGCAGCUAUUUUACUACUUCAUUGAGCCAGAGAGGAAUCCAAGUGCUAACCCAUUAAUGCUUUGGCUUACUGGAGGUCCUGGUUGUUCUGCUCUUUCUAGCCUCAUAUAUGAAAUAGGUCCAUUAGCUUUUGACUCUGGAAAUUCCAAUGGGCACAUUCCAACAUUUGUAUUGAACCCAUACUCAUGGACAAAGCUAGUCUCCUCUCAAUUUGUUUCUCUAGCCAUGAUGCUGAUUAUUUUGCCUCUCGUCUUCUUCUUAGAACAUCUCAAUCAGGAGAGACAUUUAGAGUAG